Messenger RNA from Symbiodinium sp. CCMP2456, 1875 nucleotides. Lineage: Eukaryota; Dinophyceae; Suessiales; Symbiodiniaceae. The record is from the annotation of a GenBank genome assembly.
AUGCGCGGCAUCAAGCACUAUCUAUUCGGAAACUUCCUGGGUCACUUCAACGACCACCAUGCCUCUCCGUCUGCCAGCGAGGAGGAAGAGGAGAGCGAGAAGGAGCUCUACAUGCCGCGAGACUACAAGCCGCCCACCAAAUCGACUGUACGCUUUGGCCGAAUGGGGGCGAACUGGGGUCAGUACCGGGCCAAGAUCAUCGUGGAAUCACGAGUUGGCAAGGAAGUCAUCCGAAGACAGUUCGAUGGCAUCCGCGCGCACCGACGGGAGGUGCCACCUGGCAUGGCCCAAAAGUUGGCCAAGGUGUCCGGCGUUCACACCAUCGAGAUCAUCCAGUGCAAACUGCAAGAGGAGCCACCUCUCCACGAGCUCCACGGUGUGGUGGUGCUGCGCUUGUCAAAGAACGAGCUUACUUGCCUCAGCAGGGGGGAGAGACCUCUCCAGAACGAUCAGCCCCAGAAGCAGUACAGGCUGGAGAUCCUCGCGUGCGAUCGAAAUCGGUUGCAGAUGGUGGAACCAGGUGCCCUCUCCGGGCCUUUCGUGAUGUGCCUGCAGGUCUUGGACCUUUCGCGAAACCAGCUCUCCUUCCUUCCGGAUGGCUUUCUCCACGGUGCCAAAGCCUUGCGCUACCUGGACUUGUCCUUCAAUCGGUUAUUUACUCUUCCCGACAGCAUCCUCGACUGUAAGCAGCUGUUGAUUCUGCAUGUGGACAACAACGAGCUCGAGAAGCUGCCGAACGACAUCGGAGCGCUGAAGGGCCUUCGAAAGCUUUCAGCCUCGUACAACAAGAUCUCUGAGCUCCCUCCUACGAUCGGAAGCUGCAAGCUGUUAGAGAAAAUCCGUGUGGUUGCCAACCAGAUCACUGUAAUGCCGUACUCGCUCUUGAAGCUGUGGAAGCAAAAGGGUGGCGCGCUUGAAGAGCUUCUGGUGGAGGGAAACCCUCUCCUGCAGCCUAGCAUCACCGCCUUCCAAAUGGGAGGUUUGGACCGUGCCUUGCGCCUCUUCAGCGAAUGGGUGAAAGCCCAGCUCGAGCUGGAGCGCCAGAAGUUGGCAGAAAACCCGAAGGAGAAGGAUGCGCGCAAGCCGGCGCCCAUCUCUGAGGCUCCAGAGGGCACGGAGAAUCGGGCAUCGGUGGCGUCCAGUGCUAGGGCAUCCGAGCUGCGACUUUCCAGCUUCUUUGGAGUCACAGAGGGGGAGAAGCCCGAGGAAGAUCCAGACGAACCAGUAGAGCCGGAUCGACCACCCUUGGAGUCUCUAAACCUGGAGUUGGUUCAGGUCAUCGACGAGACAGGCAAGCGCUUGUCGAAGUUUGCUCUGUCUGCACAGGAUUUGCCGAGGUUUGUCUCCGAUCGCCAGCAAAGCGGUAAGGGGGAUCCCGGAGGCGACAUGUACUACUUCUCGCAUGUCGUCUCUGAUCACCAUGCCAUCCUGGCGAUUCGAGAUGCCGAAGCCACCUUGUUGAUGCUGAAGAAGCGUUUCUUUGUGAUGAAGCAGAAGGAGCUCGCUGCGCAGCUUUCCUCCCGCAGUAAAGACAUGGGCUCCAUGGGCGAACUGACGCCAGAGUUUCUUGAGCUUGUCAAGAGCAACUUUGACACAGUGCGCUUUAGUGGGCAAGUUCCGGUCCAGGAUCUGGACCUCUACUUCUGCACGCUGGUCUAUGGUAGCAAGCCUGCUUUCACGUCCAUCCAUGCGCUUUGGGACAAGUUUGAAGUUGGCGAGAAAGGCUACAUGACCAAGGACGAAUGGUUCAACCUGUGCACUCGCGUCAAAACGAAGCUGCCGCAGAAAGUUCAACAAGAGCUUUGGGAUCUCCUUUCGUGGAGGAAUCCCCUGCAGAUGUUGAAGAAAGACUUCGUGGCAGGCUGGCAUGUCCAC